Molecule: messenger RNA, 1661 nt
Organism: Larimichthys crocea (large yellow croaker)
Lineage: Eukaryota; Metazoa; Chordata; Actinopteri; Sciaenidae
Gene: ccdc137
Product: coiled-coil domain containing 137
Exons: 6
Coding region: 122-925 (267 amino acids)
Cellular component (GO): nucleus
Source: RefSeq, a predicted model, not a curated record
UUUCCUCCCUGCUUUGUCACUCGAGGUUGAGGUUCGUAGGUUAAAGGGCACGCACGCUGCUCCGCAUGUGUUGUUGUUUUGUUACGAUUAUUUCCAAUGUACUGAAGUAAACUGCAGCAACAUGGGGAAGAAUAAGAAGAAUAAAACCAACGAGUCAGGAAAACAAGCCGACAAGGCCGGAAAACAUCCAAGUGACAAGAAGCUCAAAGGAAAUGGGAAACCCAAGAAAGCCAAGCCGGACCACCUCAAUGACAUCCCAUUCAGGCUCCGAGAGAUCAUGAAGAGCAAGGAGAGGAUGAAAACAGGAGCCGUGAAGGCCAAAAAGCUCAAAGAGGCCAUCUCCCCUAAAGGUAAACCAGAGGAGUCCCAAGAUGGAGACAUACCUGUCCCACAUUUCAAGAGGAGGAAGCAAGAAAGUGAGAAAGCAUACGUGAGGCGCAUGGAGAACGAGACCAAACACGUCCUCUUCCUCACCAAGAACCAAGUGGACAGAAAGCCUGAGCUGGAUGUGGACGAACAAGAGGGGUCUGCAGACAAGGUCAAGUCUGCGAAAAAGAAGGAGCAUGAUAAAGGCCGAUUACAAAGGCUACAUCAGAAGAAGUUGGACAGACAGGAGACCAAGAUGGAAAAAGAGAUGUUUAUAGAUCAUGUUCCCUUUGGUGAGGUUACAAUGGCCCCACCGUGUUUGAGCGCCAAACCAAAAAAGGCUCCAGUCAGAUCUCAGAAAGGAUCCAAGGAGCUGCUCCUCAACUCUCUCCUCGGCCACACUGUUGCCUCGACAGCCAAGCCCUCGAUGGCCCGACAGAGAAUCAUGGAGGAGGAGAGAGACCGGGCAGUGGAGGCCUACCGCCUUCUUAAGAAACAGAGACAAGAGCAGCACGAAGCCAGGGCUGCCGGUGUGGAAAAACUCAAAAACCUUAAGUGAUGUUUCAUGUCAAAGAAUCAGUCGGCAGGCAAGACCGAAACUGUGAUCAUAUGUCAGCAGACUGUGUGUGUUAUGUAACUCUAGAACUGAUACGCCAGUGGAUGUAGCUAACUGUCAGGGAAAGAAGCAAACAUUUGCAUCCACUGGCCACAGUACGAGGUAAGUAAUUAUCAUCGUUCACCUGCCGCUGUCAGUAUCAGGUGUUCAGCUCAGAAGAGAACAGGACAUUCAAAUCGUUAAUGCCUGCCUUAGCGUCUUAUAAAGAAGAUAAACCGAUCACCACCAACCUAAACGCAGCCAGACAGAUGACUUCAGUUGAUUUCUCACCACCGUGACUGUGUUGGAUGUUCACUGGCAAGGGUUAAUUUGUAUUUACACUGUUUUUAAUACUUUCAUCUUAAGGUGAUGACAUUUACAAUAUGUUAGAGGGAUAAAAUCAUCAUCAUCAGGUUAUACCUCAAGGCGACAACACACCUCUGUGUGUUUGCUGUGGUUCCACUAGAUGGCAGUCCCCCAGUAGAAAGCUGGUUGUUUGUAUGAAGUGUUGGCAGAACAUGUGGACUGACUUAUUUUGGCCUUUUUUAUAAUGCAAUGUAAUACAAUAAUUUCCUAUUGUACAUGUUGUUACCAGGCACAAUUUCUAUAAAAAAUGUAAAAUAAUUAAGUAAUAAUUAGGUUUAGUAGCUGUUUUGGAGCUUUUAUCUGAUCACACGAUAAAGUUUGUCUCAGAAUUGGA